This is a messenger RNA of Acanthisitta chloris (rifleman), 4206 nucleotides long. Its product is annotated as dynein heavy chain 1, axonemal-like. The transcript has 25 exons. Gene Ontology annotation, biological process: microtubule-based movement. The record is from RefSeq and is a predicted model, not a curated record. NCBI's taxonomy places the organism in Eukaryota, Metazoa, Chordata, Aves, Passeriformes, Acanthisittidae. The annotation marks the transcript as partial. Gene Ontology annotation, cellular component: dynein complex. Gene Ontology annotation, molecular function: minus-end-directed microtubule motor activity; dynein intermediate chain binding; dynein light intermediate chain binding.
CUUGCUUCUGAGGCUGUCUCUGGUGUUGCGCAGGUGGACACAGCUGUGGCCGAAGAGACCAGAAGUGCUGUGCUGGCUGAGGAGAUGAAGGCCAAAGAGAAAUCUCAGACAGCCCAAGCCAUUGCAGAUGAUGCUCAGAAGGACUUGGAUGAAGCCCUCCCAGCCCUGAAUGCUGCUCUUGCCAGCCUGAAGAGCCUCAACAGAAAUGAUGUUACAGAGGUACGAGCAAUGCAGCGGCCUCCCCUUGGUGUGAAGAUGGUGAUUGAAGCUGUCUGCAUUAUGAAAGGAAUAAAGCCCAAAAAGGUGGCAGGAGAAAAGAUAGGCACCAAGGUGGAUGACUACUGGGAGCCAGGCAGGGCCCUUCUCCAGGACCCAGCACAGUUCCUGCACAUCCUGACUUCUUACGAUAAGGACAAUAUUGCAGACAGUGUGAUCAGGGCCAUCCAGCCCUACAUUGACAGUGAGGAGUUUCAGCCAGCUGCCAUUGCCAAGGUCUCCAAAGCCUGUACCUCUAUCUGCCAGUGGGUGCGUGCCAUGCACAAGUACCAUUUUGUGUCCAAGGCCGUGGAGCCCAAGCGGCAAGCCUUGCGGGUGGCAGAAGAGGACCUGCGUGUCACUCAGCAGGUCCUUGAGGAAGCUAAGAAGCGCCUGAAGGAGGCUGAAGGUGGCAUUGCCUUGCUACAAGAGAAGUAUGAGACCUGCAGAGCCAAGAAGGAGGAGCUGGAGAUGAAGUGUGAGCAGUGUCAGCAGCGACUGGGCCGUGCUGGCGUGCUCAUAAACAGCCUGUCUGAUGAGAAGGUGCGCUGGCAGGACACCGUGGAGAGCCUGGAUGACAAGAUCAACAACAUCAAUGGGGAUGUGCUGGUUGCAGCUGGCUUUGUGGCCUACCUGGGCCCUUUCACAGGGCACUAUCGUGUAGCACUGUGCCAGGAGUGGCUGACGAAGCUGUCAGAAAACAAUAUUCCUCACAGCAAGGAGCCAAACCUCAUCAGCACCCUUGGAGACCCUGUGGAAAUCCGCUCCUGGCAGAUUGCUGGUUUACCCAACGACACACUCUCUGUGGAGAAUGGGGUAAUAACCCAAUUCUCCCUGCGCUGGACUCACUACAUAGAUCCCCAAGGACAAGCAAACAAGUGGAUCAAGAAUCUGGAGAAGGUGAACAGCCUGGAAGUGGCCAAGAUGAGCGACCGGGACUUCCUCUGCAGUCUGGAAAAUGCCAUUACCUUUGGGAAGCCCUUCCUGCUGGAGAGUGUUGGCGAGGAGCUGGAUCCAGUCCUUGAGCCUGUCCUGCUCAAGGAGACCUACAAACAGCAAGGCAACACUGUGCUGAAGCUGGGGGAUUCAGUGAUCCCCUACCAUGAUGAUUUCAAGAUGUACAUCACCACAAACCUGCCCAACCCUCACUACAGCCCUGAGGUCUCCACGAAGCUCACCCUCAUCAACUUCACCCUCUCUCCCAGUGGCUUGGAAGACCAACUGCUGGGAGAAGUGGUGGCUGCAGAGCGGCCUGACUUAGAAGAAGAUAGAAACCAGCUAAUUGUUAGCAAUGCCAAGAUGCAUCAGGAGCUGAAGGAGCUAGAAGACCAGAUCCUGUAUCGGCUCAGCACUGCUGAAGGAAAUCCUGUAGAUGACUUGGAGCUCAUCAAAGUGUUGGAGGCGUCCAAGCUGAAGGCAGGAGAGAUCCAGGCUAAGGUGAUGGUGGCAGAGCAGACAGAGAAGGACAUCAACAGCACUCGCCUGGAGUAUAUGCCUGUGGCUGUCCGCUCACGGAUCCUCUACUUCUGCGUCUCAGACCUGUCCAAUGUGGACCCCAUGUACCAGUACUCACUCGAGUGGUUCCUCAACAUCUUCCAAAUGGGGAUCCGUAACUCCGAGAAAGCAGACAUGCUGAAGGACCGAGUCAUGAACAUCAACAACUACAUCACCUUCAGUCUCUACUGCAAUGUGUGCCGUAGCCUCUUUGAGAAGCACAAGCUCAUGUUUGCCUUUCUGGUUUCCAUCCGGAUUCUGAUGAAUGAUGGGCAGAUUGAUAUGGAUGAGUGGCAGUACCUGCUGUCAGGAGGAACCGUAAAGGAGAUGAGGGAGAACCCGGCUCCAGCCUGGCUGAACGAGAGAGCAUGGGGAGACAUCCUGGCCUUGAGCAGCCUGAAGAAUUUCUCUGGUUUUGCUGAUGAUUUUGCAGCCAACCUUGUAGGAUUCAGGGCCAUUUUUGACAGCCCCAAGCCUCACAGGCAACCCCUGCCUGGGAAGUGGGAAGCUGAGCUUGAUGCUUUCCAGAAGCUGCUGGUUCUGCGGUGUCUGCGGGGAGAUAAGAUCACCAACGCCAUGCAGGACUUUGUGGUGCUGAACCUGGACCAGCGCUUCAUUGAGCCACAGACCACUGACCUCUCGGUCAUCUUCAAGGAGUCCAGUGCCACCACACCCCUAGUGUUUGUGCUGUCCCCAGGCACUGACCCUGCUGCUGACCUCUACAAGUUUGCUGAAGAGAUGAACUUCUCCCAAAAGCUCUCUGCCAUUUCUCUGGGCCAAGGACAGGGCCCCCAUGCUGAAGCCAUGUUGCACAGUGCCAUGGAGCUGGGCAACUGGGUCUUCUUCCAGAACUGCCACCUGGCCCCCAGCUGGAUGUCUUCACUGGAGAGACUCAUUGAGGGCAUUGACCCCCACAAGGUACAUCCGGACUUUCGCCUCUGGCUCACUAGUCUACCGAGCAACCACUUCCCUGUGUCUAUUCUCCAGAAUGGCUCCAAGAUCACCAUCGAGCCCCCCCGUGGGGUCAAGGCCAACCUGCUCAAGUCUUACAUUAGUUUCAGUGAUGACUUCUUGAAUUCUUGUCCCAAGGUCACAGAGUUUAAAUCCUUGUUGCUGUCACUUUGCUUCUUCCAUGGGAACAUGCUGGAGAGGAGAAAGUUCGGGCCUCUGGGGUUCAACAUCCCCUAUGAGUUCACAGACGGAGACCUCCGCAUCUGCAUCAGUCAGCUGCAGAUGUUCUUGGGUGAAUACACAGACAUCCCCUACAAGGUGCUGAAGUACACGGCUGGGGAGAUCAACUAUGGCGGCCGAGUGACUGAUGACUGGGACCGGCGCUGCAUCAUGAGUAUUUUGGAAGAUUUCUACAAGCCUGAGGUUUUAAAUCCUGAGUUUGCCUACUCUGAAUCCGGCAUCUACAAGCAGAUCAGUCCCUCUUCUGACCUCGAUGGCUACCUCCAAUACAUUAAGGGCCUUCCCCUCAAUGACAGCCCAGAGCUCUUUGGUUUACAUGACAAUGCCAACAUCACCUUUGCUCAGAACGAGACCUUUGCUCUGCUGGGGGCCAUUACACAGCUGCAACCCAAGACCAUUACAGUGGGAGGCCACAGCAGGGAAGAGCUUGUGGAGCAAAUCUCCGAGGACAUUCUGGCAAAGCUGCCUGCACCCAUGAACCUGCAGGAGGUGAUCCACAAAUAUCCACUGCUCUACGAAGAGUCCAUGAACACUGUGCUGGUGCAGGAGGUGAUCAGGUACAACAGGCUCCUGGAAGUAGUUGCUAAAAGUCUGAAGGAUUUGCUGAAAGCUCUCAAGGGCCUGGUUGUGAUGUCCUCUGCGCUGGAGGUGAUGGCCAGCAGCUUGUACAACAACACUGUCCCCGAGAUGUGGAAUGCCAAGGCCUACCCGUCGCUGAAGCCCUUGGCAUCCUGGGUGAAUGACUUGGUGCAGCGGAUUGAAUUCCUGCAGAAAUGGAUCAGCCAUGGGACCCCCUCUGUGUUCUGGAUCAGUGGGUUCUUCUUUCCCCAGGCCUUCCUCACUGGGACGCUGCAGAACUUUGCCAGGAAGUCCGUCAUCUCCAUCGACACCAUCUCAUUUAGCUUCAAGGUCAUGAAGGAGUCGGUGAGGGAGCUGACGCGCCAGCCUGAUGCAGGCUGCUACAUCUACGGCUUGUUCCUGGAAGGUGCCCGCUGGGACCCUGCUGCGUGUCAGCUGGCAGAGUCGCGCCCCAAGGAGCUCUACACAGAGAUGGCUGUCAUCUGGCUGCUGCCUGUCCCCAGCCGCAAGCCUCCAACCACAGGCAUCUACCUGUGCCCCAUCUAUAAGACUCUCACUCGUGCAGGCACACUGUCAACAACAGGCCACUCCACCAACUAUGUGAUUGCCGUGGAGAUCCCUACGGACAAGCCGCAGAAGCACUGGAUCAAACGGGGCACAGCCUUGAUCUGUGCCCUGGACUUCUAG